AUUUCCCGCUUGACUUUCGAGCCAAAAUGGCGGAAAACCGCGAUACUUUUUAUUCGAGAUUUAUUCAAAACGUUAUCUAUUGGUUUUACUGAUAACUUUAGUAGCGAUUGCAACUGCAGGUAGUUGAUGAGAAAGAGGCCAAAUUAUAAGGAUUACACUAUUAAAUAAGAAUACAUAAAUUUGCUUAAAAUGCUGCAUAUAAGAAGUACAUAACCUCCUCUAGCAGAUGUCUCUACUGUUAGAGUUAAAUCGUUCCAAAUGUAGUUGGCAAAAAUGGUAUUUUGCCAAACCCGAUAUCGCAUUCCACCCAGAAAAAAAAGUGACAGCAAUACAUAACUUAACACGUUAGCAAAAAGAGUUUCCCAAUAAAACAGCUAAGAUAUCAUCAUGAAUGAAGAAAAGAAAACAAGCGUAAAACCGCCUCUUGACCGAUUAACACGAUUUAUUUACCUAAACACUGAAAAGCCAAGAUUUAUCAGUGGGAAUCCUGAGGUUCAUAACAAAUUUUUACCAAACGAAGUGACUUUUAAUAACGAAAUUAAUUCCUCUGAGUGUCAAAAAGUUCCAGUUUUAAUACAAUCACUUUCAAAGAAAAAUAUUCCAUACAAAGAAGCCGUUUUUUUCGCUUUAGUCUCAUUAAUACGAUCGCGUACAGCUGAGAAAUUUAAUCCGCACGAUUUAUAUACGGCGGUUUUAAAUCAAUUUGAUUGCAACGAAGAUUUAUUUUCGUUUGUUAAAUGUUAUCGGGCACAAGCUAAAAAUAUACCGAGUGGUUUAAAAAAAAUUAUUGCUGCUUAUUAUUUUCGAAAAGAACCUAUGGAGUUGGUUAAAACCGUCACGGAAAGUAAUAGUUAUCACGGAUGGUCGCAUAAAGAUUUAUUUAAGUUGAUCCAUUACAAAACGGAUAAUAUUUUAUUUGAUUUAAUCAUAAAAUAUGUUUUAUUCGGUAUGGAAAGAGCUCUAUCUUCUUCUGGAGGUACAAAAGAAGAAAACGAAAUUUUAGAUUAUUUAAAAAAAAUCGAAACUUUUAAAAGAUCUGAAGAUGAACAAUUCGCGAUUGAAUGUUUCAACGAAUUGGAGAUUAGCAAGGUUAAACAGCUUCCAGGAAAGCUAAAUAAAUCUUACAUUGUUUGGGAAGCUUUAAUUCCAAGAUUAUCACUUUCCGAAUUGAUUCAGAAUCUCCCAAAAUUGUACAAAAUGGGAUUUUUAAAACAAGGAACUCUACAUGAUAAAGUAAUCGAAAUUUUAUUGGAUAAAAAAAGAAUUGAAGCUUCGAAAAUCCAACCAAUUGAAGUUUUUAUUGGAUUAAAAAAUUUAGAAAAAGGCGGAAAACCAAAAGAUCCUAAUUUAAUAAAAUACCUACUAAGUAAAGAAGAUAUUGAAAUGAAGGAAAAACUUGACAAGAAACCAAAUUUUGCGCACCAAGAACCAGCAAAAUGUGCCCAAGUAAUAUCUGCUUUACAAAAAGCUUUCCAAACGUCGCUUUUGAAUCUUUGUCCUAUGUCUCGAAACGUUAUGAUUACCGUUGAAAUUCAAGAUAAAAUGAAUGAGCCGUGUUUAACUACGAAAAAUGUUACGAGAAUUGAAGCUGCCGCUUUGGUUAUAUUGUGUAUGAUUAAAAUGAUUAGAAAUUAUACGGUGGGCGUUUUUAAUGGAAAUGGCAUAUCAACGAUGCAAUUCGAAAAAAAUGCAUCUAUUGGUCAAAUAAUAAAAAAAUUAAAAGAAGCACACCACGGUCAAGCGAAUUUUAAUACACCUUUUGAUUGGGCAAAAAAGAAUAAAAAAUCAAUCGAUUUUUUCAUAAAUAUUUUUAUGACAUCAACGUUUUGUGUCGUCCCCGAUCAAGAUCAACGAUUAAAAACGGGAUAUGAAAAUUAUUGUAAAGAAUUAAAAUUACACGAUAUAAGAGUUAUACAAUUCGCGCCAGCUUCGCACAGGUUGGAUUAUGCUUCAAGCGUGGCCGAUUCAAAACCAUAUCUGGACGUUUGUGGUUUUGAUGUAAACACUAUGAAAGUAAUUGAUGGGUUUAUGAACUAUUUGUUUUAGUUUGUAAGCGAAUUAUGCCAUUUAAAACGGUAGUUAAUCAUUAAUUUUAAGAAAAAUCUGACGAGACCUCCGAUGAAAAUGUGUUCAAAAAUUGCAUUCAAAAAAAAAAAUAAAUAAAUAAAUAAAAAGGACAAAAACAAGGAAGUACAGUAUGCAAAAUCCACAUUUGGACAUCAUCCGAAAUAUUAGAAAAUUACGAAUUACGCAAGAAUGGAAAUUUCAAAUAUUUUUCAUGUUUUAUUUCACUUAGAAAAGUAUUUGCUUGCUCAAGUUGAUUUUAAUCAAAUCAAACACUGCGCUGAAUGCCUAUUUGCUUAAUAACAACACUUAAACACCUCGGCAUUAAUUCCUCUAGUUUAGUGGUUAAUUGAAGUAAUAUUUCAAUUUCUUCUUGAAUAUUGACAAUAGGAUUAAGAUCUGGGCUGUGUUUUGAGGUGCUCUGAAUUGUUGUACACGAUUUAAAGUCUAGAAUCUUGCACGGUAUGCUCCGAAUCAUUAUCCUGUUGAAACAUAAAAUCUCGUAACAUCCCAAUUUUUCUGCACAUUGCUCAUUUUUUUUUCAAAAUGUUUAUACACCCCUUCGCAGUCAAUAAUCCAUCUAUAAAAUGAUGAUUUCGGACUUCCACUACUGAAAAAGAUUCCCAUAUCUGUAUAUAACUGUUAUUUUGCUCUCAGAAGGUUAAGAACUGCUAAUAGAAGACUAAAUAUUAAUUGCAGAAACUGAAUAUCGUUGACAGAAGCAAAAUUCUGCUAAAGGCGAACUAGAUAUUGCUAAUGAAAGAUUAAAUAGCGUUUGCAGAAGACUACUUACAAUUUGCACAAGACAAAAUAUUGGUGGUAAAAGACUACUAUUAGCAGAAGGCUUAAACCUGUUUCGCAGUCAAUAUUUCAUCUAUAAAAUGAAAAUUUCGGACUCCUGUCGCUGAAAAACAUCCCCAUAUCAUCACCAAAAUAUUGAAUUUAGUCUCCUAUGUGAAAAUUACCAUUUACCAGAAUAACCAACCAAAUAAAUGGGAAUGUAUUUUCGAAAUGUUACAGUUUUUAUUGUUUAAGGAUGUCAUCUGCUUCCUGUUGUUAAUAAUUUACGGUAAGUUUUCAAUUUUUGCAAAGAGAAUACUAAUCAAUUUGAAUACAAUAUCAACACAUUAAUUUAUUACGGCAAAUUCUCGAUAUGGGAAAACAUUUAUAUAAUGAAAUGGUUCAAGUAAGAGAAAGAUGAAUAAAAUCUGCUGGCAGAGAAUUAGAUACUGUUUUCAGAACACUUAAUACUACUGGGAGAUGACUAAUGGAAGACUAGAUAGCGUUUGCAGAGGACUACUUAUUGUUUGUACAAGACAAAAUAUUGCUCAUAGAAGACUAGAUACCGUUUCUAGAAGACUACUGUUAGCAGGAGGCUUAAACCUGUUUGCAGAUAAUCACUAAUAGAAAACUAAAUAUUGUUUGCAGAAACUGAAUAUCGCUGACAAAAGCAAAAUUCUGCUAGCAGCGAACUGAAUACUGCUAGUGAAAGACUAAAUAGCGUUUGCAGAAGACUACUUAUAGUUUGCACAAGACAAAAUAUUGGUGGUAGAAGACUAGACACUGUUUCUAGAAGACUAGUAUUAGCAGAAGGCUUAAACCUGUUUCGCAGUCAAUAUUCCAUCUAUAAAAUGAAGAUUUCGAACUCCUGCCACUGAAAAACAUAGUUGUACACGAUCCAAAGUCUAGAAUGUAGUGGGGUAUGCUUCGAAUCAUUGUCCUGUUGAAAGAUAAAAUCUCGUAAACAUCCCAAUUUUUCUUUGUUCAUUUGAAAGUUCAGUUGACAUUCUAGCUACUUCAAAUUUUUAUAAUAAUUCAACAAACUUUGAAGUUUUUUCAAAAGUACAGUGCUUAACAAUGAAAUUGGGGACAAAACACGAUUAAAAAUCUUGCAUAACAGUAGUUAUCUACACGAUAAUAUAAAAAUCUUGCAACCUGUUUGAAUACAGUUUUUACUGUUAAUAAUCUUUCGCGUACAAUUGUCAACUGUAUACGCAGGGGAAGGUGUUGUACCUUGGACCAUUUUAUUUCUAAAGCUAAUAUUUCAAUAUUUAUUAGUUAUUGCUGUAAGGGAUAAAAUUCAAGGUUGCAAUCGAAAGAUGAGUAAUCUUUGAAAGAAAAAAUGUGGUUUCAUCCAAGGUACAAUACAGGGUUGUACCUUGGAACAACGUUGAAUGUACCUUGUACCAAUUAGUAACUGAACAAGAUAGAACAUGCAGAACUCGAAUAAAUGUUGAACUCAAUGCCCUAGUUGGUGAUGCGGACAUAGGCAGAUUUGUUAAAUUUCAGCGAAUUAGAUGGCUGAGACACAUAAGAAGAAUGGAAGACGAAAAUCCUUACAGAAUGGAAACCAACAGAGCUAAGACCUCGUAAAAGAUGAUUAGAUGACGUGAAGGAUGACUUGAAGGCGAUGGGAGUGAGAAACUGGCGAAGAGUGGCUAGGAGUAGAUGGGAAUGGCGUGGAAUUGUUGUGGAGGCCAAAUUCCCCCAAGCUUUGUAGAGUCAAACGAAGAAGAAGAAAUAGAUGAUAAAAUGUGACAAGUACCUACCAUUAUCAAAAAGAUAUAAAUAAUCUUUGGAAGUAUUUACAUAGAUACAUUUUUAAUUACAAAACAUUAUAUUGACUAAAGUCAACUAAAAAGAUAAUUUUUUCUCUGGUAUUGUUGACAAUUCAAGGGUAGCUGGAGUGGGAAGAUAUAAUAGUAUCAACAAAAAGACAUCUCCAUAGACUAGAACAAAGUUUCUGGCUGCUUUUGUACCAACUAUUUUUUUUGUAAAAUUGUAUCCCUCAUCAAUUUUAUUCACUAUUCUGACCACAAAAUGUUUUUUGGCUUUCUAGUGUAUUAGUACAUAAUCGUUUUCUUGAGUAGAGCCGAUUUUGGAAGACAAUGUACAGUUGUAUUUGACGCUUCGUCAACAUUAUAAAUUUUGCUUAUCUCAAUUUUAUACCACGUUAAGCGUGUUGUUGAAGGCUGUAGCAAGUGAAAGGCUAAUAGGCUCAAGCUUUUGAAGGCUUAUUGUUGGAUGUUGGAAGACAAUCCACUUCCUACCAGCUUUUCCUUCUUUAAUCCAUGAAUCUGGUAUAUCUUUUUUAUUUGCAACACUAAUUUUUGUAUUUUUGUCGUCACUUAUUUUACAUCUAUUAGUAAGUAGUUAGUUGCUUAGUAUUAGUAGUUAGUUGUUACAUUUAACUGGUAUGUAAAAACGUUGUUACUAAUUAAUUGAAAACUUUUCAAAGCACGAAGUGGUGUUGCCUUAGAAAUUUGGUUAUUUACAUCGAAUUGACCAACAGAGUGUAGACCAGUUGUUACAUGUAUCUUGGACUGGUCAAAGGUACAAACUUGUUUUAUAAGUAAAACUACUACAAGUCCAUGGUACAUUUGGUCCAAGGUACAACACAUUUCCCUAACCAAGACAUUCACUUUUGCUUUUACUCUUCUAAGUGAAAUAAAUCAUCAAAAAUAUUUGAAAUUUAUUCUACUAUUUUUGAGUAAUUCGUGAUUUUCUAAUUUUAUGUGGGUGUGCGAAUACGAAUUUUGCAUACUGUAAAUAAACUAAAAAAACAUUGUUUUUAAGCAAAAAUAAUAGUGAUGAAAAUGUUCUGUGAUCCUCUUUAUGUUUAUCUUUUUAAAUAGGGGAAAAAGUAAUAAAAAAAUUUUAAAAUAAGAUACAAAAACUGGUCGAAAAACGAAAAAUAAAUAUUAAUAUAAAAUAAAAUAGUUUGAGGAUUUAGUAUUUUUACAUGAUCAUACUAAUUAAAUUAAGAACUUACUAAGCAAUUAGGAUAUAAGUUUUAAAUUAAACUAAUAAUGAUAAAAUCUUAUUAAUAUUAACUAAUAAUCAUAAUUUUUUUUCUUUAUGAUUAAUUUUUAGAGAAUAAGGUGCUUAAUCAACUUGUUUUUUUAGGUAUAUCUUAAUUAAUCUUAAUCAUGUUUUAUGUUUUUUUUUUUAAUUAUUAUCUAAUUUAUUAAAUGAGUCAGUGGCCUUAUAUUUUUUGUUAUAUCUCGAAAGAAAAAAAACCAUCUCAUGGAAAAGAAAGACUGUUGUUAAGUUUUGUUAUUUAGGUUUUUUGGCUAAAAAAAUCCAAUUUUUGUUAUUUAUAUGCAUCUCAAUAAAAUCUAAUUUUUUGUACUAUUUAUUCAUUCAUGAAAUCUGUUAUUUUUAUAUUUUGUAACUAAAUUAUACAUUAACUGCUUCUUGUAGUUAUGACUACACUUUUGUGGACUUUUCUAACACGUUGUUAAUAAAAAUUAUCUUCUAAG
Messenger RNA from Onthophagus taurus, 6326 nucleotides. RefSeq names its product RNA-binding protein RO60. Gene Ontology annotation, molecular function: RNA binding. The record is from RefSeq and is a predicted model, not a curated record. Lineage: Eukaryota; Metazoa; Arthropoda; Insecta; Coleoptera; Scarabaeidae. Gene Ontology annotation, cellular component: ribonucleoprotein complex.